CGUUUACAGAUGGCAUGCGCAAACAGAAACAGGAAGUAGCUGUGCAGAGUUCGAGAAAAAUGUCCCGACGUUGUCCCGAAUGUAUUUUCUCUAAAAAGUGAUUCACUUGAACGACUUUGUGAUUAGAAAUCGUAUCAAACUCAAAUUAAACGGUUAUUUCAUAAACAUAGCUAGUUACCCAAUGACAUUGCGAUGUCUAGUAGAAAGAGAUCGAGAGACUCGGAGGACAGAGGGGACCGCAAAAGGCACAAGGAAUCAAAACACGAUGUAGAAAAACUCAAGAAACAAGCGAGAAAACUCAACCAAGAAGUGCAAAAGCUGAAGCAUUUGGAGACCUUUUAUGAAAAACCUCCUCCUGGACUCAUAAAGGCGGAGGAGUACAAACCAGAGGACUGUAUUCCUGCUGAUCCAGGAAAUGAGGAUGCUAGGGACUUCCUGGCUCAUGCCCCCACCAAAGGGCUGUGGAUGCCUCUGGGGAAGGAGGUGAAGGUCAUGCAGUGUUGGAGAUGCAAGCGCUAUGGACACAGGACAGGGGACCGAGAGUGUCCCUUCUUCAUCAAAGGAAACCAGAAACUGGAGCAGUUCAGAGUGGCACACGAAGACCCAAUGUACGACCUGAUCCGAGAAAACAAACGCAAUGAAAAAGAAACAAGGAUCCAGCAGCUGCAGCAACUCCUGCAGGACACCACCUCCUCUGACUCGGACAGCUCCUCCUCUUCCUCCUCCACCAGCGACCGCAAGAAGAGGAAACACAAGAAGAAGGACAAGAAGAAGGACAAGAAGAAGAGGAAGAAGAGGAGGAAGCACAAGUCCUCCAAAACCAGUGACUGUUCUGAGUCCAAUUGAGCCAUAGGAACCUACCUGGAUUGUUCUAGCAGGGAGAUGGCUACACUGCAGUGUCUAUCAGUCAGUGAGCAGCUAUGGUGGUUCUUACCCAUUGGCUCAGGGUCGCCUCAAUGGCACACUACGAAGUGCACACUAGAGGACCCUUUUUGGUUCAGUAUUCUUCCCUCCAUCUGAGCCUUUAAAUAAUGCAUGACUUGUCCCAUCCCUCAUAUGGUUGAUGCCUCUAUUCCAUUAGAUCAUACAGAAUAAGAUUCUAUGGAUCCGCAAUGCUGAUUGUGAAUGUAGGGCCCCUCAGGCGAGGAUCUCAGAAAGCCCUUAUAGCAUGGGUAAUGACAUGACUGGCCCGGGGGGGGGGGCUGAGCCAGCCAGACUAGUUGAAAUCAGUUUGUAGCUGUUUUGAAGGAUGUUGGCUUGAUGAAUCAGAUCCGAAUGAAAACGUGACAAAACAGAGCAUGUUGUUAGAGAUGGUUUUGCUUCGUAUUUAGCUUGAUUGUAGGCCUGUUGUUUUGACAAAUAGAGUGGGGAAAAUUGCAACACAUAUUUUUCCAAAUUUAUUUUCUUCCAAAUGACACUGAUGGAUGUUUGAAUGCUUAUUACUGUACAUAAAUAUUUGGAAUAAAUUGAGGUUGGAAUUUAA
Messenger RNA from Oncorhynchus masou masou (cherry salmon), 1483 nucleotides. RefSeq names its product RP9 pre-mRNA splicing factor (gene rp9). Lineage: Eukaryota; Metazoa; Chordata; Actinopteri; Salmoniformes; Salmonidae. Bases 193 to 846 code for a protein of 217 amino acids. The record is from RefSeq and is a predicted model, not a curated record. The transcript is spliced from 6 exons. Gene Ontology annotation, biological process: RNA splicing.